AUGGAUGCUUUCACCUUGCCCCAAAACUACACUGUCGACUUUGAAGUAACGCACACUGCGUGGUAUGUUGCUCUUAACAUUCGCAAUUUCAACGUUUCUUAUCCUUUUGGAGCAACAAAAGAGGCUGCCUACCAACGUUUCGCGGAGAGAGGCUGCGAAAAUGCCACCCUGACAGCAACCGUCGAGGCUCUCUUCAUGGACUUUCAGUGCCUUAAGCUGGAAAGCUUCAAGACAGUGGAUCGUAAAAACGAGGACACAACGAGACUGGAGUUUGUCCUCGAUCUGAAGUUUGAGGGAUUUCGCACCGUACCCUUCCACGUCUUCAACGUGGGAGCGAUGACCUCGAAGGACCUAGCGUAUUGGAUUUACAACGACACCCUGAGCGCAGGACAACGCUGCUCCAACAUACCUCAAGGCCGACAAUUUAUUUAUUUGAUCACGAGUUUCAAUCGCUUGCUACCAUCUACUGACAGUACCCAUACUAUUUUCCCCGAGAAGGUGUCCGCGAUAAUUUGCGGGUCCGAUGUUCGACUUUCUCGAGCAAAGGUUAACGACAAUGGGACAAACCCCACCUUGAAGGAGAUGAUGAACAUCUCUCAGCAACAACUUGACGUGGAUAUCUGGGCAAUGAUUGUCAAGCCCUUUCCUCAAGGGGAAUACGACUUGAAUUGGCGUCCGGAGACGAACUUCGCCGGCAUGGAGGACUGGACCAAUCCAGUUUAA
Messenger RNA from Colletotrichum phormii, 723 nucleotides. RefSeq lists its product as uncharacterized. The record is from RefSeq and is a predicted model, not a curated record. Bases 1 to 723 code for a protein of 240 amino acids. NCBI's taxonomy places the organism in Eukaryota, Fungi, Ascomycota, Sordariomycetes, Glomerellales, Glomerellaceae. The transcript has a single exon.